CUCUUUAGGGGAUCGUCGAGGAAUUCAAGGUACGAGUGAAUUGGUAAAACAGAAUGGAGAAUUAUUUUGAUUUUUUAUAAUCGAAAUUUGAAAUCCUUCGGGAGAAUUUUGUGAUCUUGUUUUUUAAUAAUUAAUGGUUAAUGGAGAGUGGAAUAUUUACUCGGAUUUUUGAAGUUGAAACCAGAGAGAAAUCUCUGACGUUGUAUCAACAACAGGUUGGAGAUGUCAGCUGUGUGGUUUGGGAUGCAGCCCUGGUCCUGGCCAAGUACCUGGAUCAUCUGUGUCAGGUUGAAGGAUUUGGAGAUAAGUGGCUGGAAGAGAAAAAGGUUCUGGAACUUGGGGCAGGCACUGGGUGUGUGGGGAUGACAGCAGCUUGUCUCGGGGCCCACGUGGUGAUGACAGACCUCGAGAGCACAAUGCCGAUCCUUCGGAAGAAUAUCUCAAUGAAUGAGGAACAGUGGAGAGACUCAGGAACUGCCAGAGCCGAAGUUCUCGAUUGGGAAAUCAAUCCAUCCACUCCUGAACACUUUGGAGCACCUCUGCAGGAGCAGUCCCACGACUCUCGCGAUCCUGUGUCAAGAAGAACGAGAUACCCCUGGACAAAUACCGGUCUGGAAAGAAUUCCUGGUGAAUCUAAUGUCGAAGUUUCAUCUCGAAUACAUUCCUUUGGAAAAACAACACCCGAGGUACUCCUGUGAAGACAUUCAUUUAAUUCACUUGAAACCCCUAGACCCCUAGAAUAAAAUGUACUUUAAUUACUAGGUGAGGCCUCAGGUAUUGAACACAAAUUUUUCAAUUUUUAUACCUUUGCUAUAUUUUUUUGUAUCAUCAAAGGAAAUAAAUUAAAUUGAAUAAUCUCUCAAUUUCUUGUGGGACUAGAGAUAAUUCACAAAUUCUUCAUGUGACAUUAUCAUCACAGCAUAAAGACACCAUAGAUGUCAGCAAAGAGCAGCUUGUCCCAUUGCAUGUGG
This is a messenger RNA of Fopius arisanus, 971 nucleotides long. Its product is annotated as protein-lysine methyltransferase METTL21D. Gene Ontology annotation, molecular function: protein-lysine N-methyltransferase activity. Gene Ontology annotation, cellular component: cytosol; cytoplasm. The transcript is spliced from 3 exons. The coding region runs from base 141 to 698 and encodes 185 amino acids. The record is from RefSeq and is a predicted model, not a curated record. Lineage: Eukaryota; Metazoa; Arthropoda; Insecta; Hymenoptera; Braconidae. Gene Ontology annotation, biological process: peptidyl-lysine methylation.